GUUUUGCUUCCAAAUCAUGUAGACAAGGAAGUCACUAAUGAAGUGAUAUGUCUUCAGCUUGAAGCUAUAAAACUUGACCACUUCCUCUACUCUUUCCAUCCAUGUAAACUUUAAAAUCCUCAUCGAAUUCAACUAACUUAUCAACUUUGGAAAAUCCUCUUCUUUCACUCUUAAAACACAACAACAUGAUCAGCACAAAGAAACUUAUCAAGAUGGCACGAAAGUGGCAAAAGAUAGCAGCUGCCGGCAGGAAGAAGAUCUCUUGGCCACAUCCUGUGGCGAAUGAGGGUCACUUUGUUGUCUACACAGCAGAUGGAAGACGAUACAUGAUUCCUUUGGCAUAUUUGAAGAGCGAAAUUUUCAUAGAGCUCCUUAAAAUAGCCGAGGAAGAAUUUGGAGUUACAAGUUCAGGGCCAAUUACAUUGCCUUGUGAUUCACAUUUUAUGCAGUAUGUGAUCUCUAUGAUCCAAAGAUGUGUAGCAGAUGACUUGAAGAAGGCAUUGAUCAUGUCCUUAGCUAGCUGCAGAUACUCAUCGCUGUCAAAUGAACAUCAAGAACGAAAUCCACAAAUGUUUCUAUGUAGUUUCUAGAAAGAAAAAAAAAAAAAAAGAGUUAUGUUACUCCUUUUUUGUACAAAAUAUAUACAGCAGAAAAUUUUAACUAGAAUGUUAAUAAAAUUUCAGAAAGAAGCUAAUCAGAAAAUUUUAGUCUCUCUGUUGUGCAAGUAUAUGUUUUCCCUUAUUUACUGUUGCUUAUUUUGCUGUUUGAUAUGAAUUGCACUUGAACAAAAUGGAAUAACGUACAAUAUUUGGGAUUCUCAUACUCCA
This is a messenger RNA of Chenopodium quinoa (quinoa), 827 nucleotides long. Its product is annotated as auxin-responsive protein SAUR66-like. Gene Ontology annotation, biological process: response to auxin. The transcript has a single exon. The record is from RefSeq and is a predicted model, not a curated record. Bases 186 to 590 code for a protein of 134 amino acids. Lineage: Eukaryota; Viridiplantae; Streptophyta; Magnoliopsida; Caryophyllales; Amaranthaceae.